UCUCUCUCUCUCUCUCUGAAAAAGGAAAAAAAAUUGGUUACUUCGUACAACUUCUUCGUAAUUCAAAAUCGAACACCCCCGCCGGCGAAUAUGCAGACAGUCUCACCAUCUCCCAACUCAUCUUUCAAAUCUCUCUUCUCAGACCCUCACAAGCCCUUGAGCAGAUCACCGAAACCCUUCAAUCCCAACAAUUGGAUCCCAAAUCGUCUCAUCGUCCAAUGCGUCUCCCGACCUGACUCCUCCACCAACCUGGCGGGCAGCUCAGGUUCAGGCUCAAAUCGCCGCUCUGAUUGGCAGAGCUCCUGCUCUAUCCUCGCUAGCAAAGUCGUCUCUCAGCAGGGAAACACCGAGACCACCGGAAAUACCAGUAUCACUGCCGUUAAUGGCCACAAUACUCUAGAUCUGAUCCCUCUCGGCAAUCUUCCCAAACCCUUAACCAUCGCAGAUCUCUCCCCUGCUCCUAUGCACGGUUCCCAGCUCCGCGUAGCUUACCAAGGCGUCCCCGGUGCCUACAGUGAAGCCGCCGCCGGCAAAGCUUACCCGAACUGUGAAGCCAUCCCUUGCGACCAAUUCGAAGUAGCUUUCCAAGCAGUCGAACUCUGGAUUGCAGAUAGAGCUGUUCUCCCAAUAGAAAACUCUCUCGGUGGUAGCAUCCACCGGAACUACGAUCUCCUCCUCCGUCACCGCCUCCACAUCGUCGGAGAAGUUCAACUUCCAGUUCAUCACUGCCUCUUAGCGAUGCCUGGAGUCAGAAAAGAGUACCUGACACGUGUCAUCAGCCACCCACAAGCUUUAGCACAGUGUGAGCUCACCCUCACCAAAAUGGGCUUAAACGUCGCUCGUGAAGCUGUCGAUGACACCGCAGGUGCGGCAGAAUACGUUGCGGCUAACGACUUGAGAGACACCGCAGCGAUCGCUAGCGCCCGUGCGGCGGAGCUGUACGGUUUGCAGAUUCUAGCUGAUGGGAUUCAAGAUGACUCGGGGAAUGUGACCCGGUUCGUUAUGUUGGCUCGUGAACCAAUUAUUCCCCGGACGGACCGGCCAUUUAAGACCAAUAUCGUGUUCGCUCAUGAUAAGGGGACUUCGGUUUUGUUUAAGGUGUUGUCGGCGUUUGCUUUCAGGAAUAUAAGUUUGACGAAGAUCGAGAGUAGGCCGCAUAGGAACCGUCCGAUUAGGUUGGUGGAUGAUGCGAAUGAUGGGACAGCGAAGCAUUUUGAGUAUUUGUUUUACGUUGAUUUUGAAGCGUCGAUGGCUGAUGUGAGGGCCCAGAAUGCGUUGGCUGAAGUACAGGAGUUUACAUCGUUUCUUAGGGUGUUGGGAAGUUUUCCAAUGGAUAUGACUCCUUGGUGCCCUUCUCGUGUAGAUUCCAUUUGAUUGGUGGAUCAUCAUUAUCAUCUUGGAGAUCUUUCUCUAUUUGUAAUCUCUGUCUAUUUCAGCCCUUUUUGGAAAAAAACAAUCUAAAUCCUAGUAAGAAAGGAUUGGAUUUGAGAGAAUCUUCUAUUCAUUUAAUUUUCUU
Telopea speciosissima is the source of this 1516-nucleotide messenger RNA. RefSeq names its product arogenate dehydratase 1-like. Gene Ontology annotation, cellular component: cytoplasm; chloroplast. The record is from RefSeq and is a predicted model, not a curated record. The coding region runs from base 91 to 1374 and encodes 427 amino acids. The transcript is spliced from 2 exons. Lineage: Eukaryota; Viridiplantae; Streptophyta; Magnoliopsida; Proteales; Proteaceae. Gene Ontology annotation, molecular function: prephenate dehydratase activity; arogenate dehydratase activity. Gene Ontology annotation, biological process: L-phenylalanine biosynthetic process.